Molecule: messenger RNA, 945 nt
Organism: Cyclocybe aegerita
Lineage: Eukaryota; Fungi; Basidiomycota; Agaricomycetes; Agaricales; Hemipholiotaceae
Source: the annotation of a GenBank genome assembly
AUGAAUCAGGGCGCGUACUCGUCUAGCUCAAGCACCGAUAGGAAUAACGAUCCCUCACGUGCUAACGCGGGAGAUGUUGGCUCAGCACACGAGGGAUUCGAUUCGGAGAGCUGGAUCGCAACUCCUACCAGUUCUGCGCCUCCGAGUUACACCUCCGAUACAGAGUCAUUCAACGACGGCGCUUCCUUCGUCAGCGAUACCUCGACUCUCGCCGAGCCUGUAAAUCGUCCGCGUCCAGGCUUGUCAAGUUCGACUCUUGUCCAUCUGCGACCCCCGUCCGUCCCUAUCACGCCGUCUGUGCAGUCUGUGACACGGGAGUAUCCCGUUAUCCGAUACAUCUUCACGCCGACCUCUCCCAUCAGCAACUCGCUCACCCUCGUCCCACCUCCGGACAUGCCGGACACGGUGCCCAGAUUCCACAUUGCUGUGACCUCGAACGUCUUCAACCCACUCUCGCAUAUCACCACUGUGUACCGCGGAGAGACCCAGUUCGGUCAGUGGGUGGGCUCUUUCGAAAUGGGAAUAUCAAGUUUCUUGAGCCGCGUCCGCAUGCACAAACAGGAUGUCCCUAUAAUAAAGGUCCUGCAAAAGCGGGGAUCACGUACGAGCGCAGUUUGGACAUGGAAGCCCCUCUCGUCGCGAGUCAAUGGCGGAGUCCCGUGGAAAUGGCACUACCGUGCUAUACACGGGGGUGGUGUUUGCCGGUCGACCGAUGCUGAUGAGACCCUCCUGGCAACCUUUAUCCCAUCUCCGACAACAGCUCACUCUUACAGCCCCGCAGUCGUGCAAGUGAAUGCGCGCGGAGAAGAAACACCACUUCCAGCACUCCAGAUCACCCUCGCGGGACAGACGUUUUUCGAAGAUAUUUUAAUUUCCCUGCUUGUUAUUGAGAGAAAAAGGAUGCUUGAUCUAGCUGACCAGCACGCUAAGGUCAUCUUCAACUGA